Messenger RNA from Anopheles bellator, 4491 nucleotides. RefSeq names its product coiled-coil domain-containing protein 6. Bases 152 to 1477 code for a protein of 441 amino acids. The record is from RefSeq and is a predicted model, not a curated record. The transcript has 5 exons. NCBI's taxonomy places the organism in Eukaryota, Metazoa, Arthropoda, Insecta, Diptera, Culicidae.
UAUCGGCAAACUUUCGUCGCUCGUGAAACUUUUUGAAAGUGAACCAAAUUCCGUGUUCGUAGCAGUGAUAAAGGCAAUAAUUCAGUUAAUCAACAGCCAAAUCCAUCCCCUAAAGGCACCCGGUUCUAGCGUCAAGUUGGAUACUAACAAAAUGGACAGUCCGUGUGAGUCGGAAAGCUCACUCGAUGGCGGGGCCAUGCUUCCACCAAGCCCGGUAUCCCGGGAGCAGCUCAAAAAGCGCAUCGAGAGCCUUACCCAACAGAACAAGGUUUUGAAAGUAGAGCUGGAAACAUAUAAAAUUCGCGUCAAAGUCAUCCAGGAGGAGAACCGCAAUCUGCGUCAAGCAUCCGUUUUUAUUCAAGCGAAGGCAGAACAGGAGGAAGAGUUCAUCUCUAACACGCUGCUCAAGAAGAUACAGGCACUAAAGAAAGAGAAGGAAACGCUGGCACAUCACUACGAGCGCGAGGAGGAGUGCCUGACGAACGAUUUGUCACGCAAACUCGACCAACUUCGCCAGGAGAAAUGUAAGCUGGAACAAACGCUGGAGCAGGAGCAGGAGUGCUUGGUCAACAAGUUGAUGCGCAAGAUCGAGAAGUUGGAGGCGGAAACUUCCGCCAAGCAGAACCAUCUCGAGCAGCUACGGCGCGAAAUGGUGGAGCUAGAGAACACUCUCGAACAGGAGCAGGAAGCGUUGGUAAAUAAGUUGUGGAAGCGCAUGGACAAACUGGAAGCAGAAAAGCGCUCACUGCAGAUUAAACUCGAUCAACCGGUUUCCGAUCCGACUAGUCCAAAAGAGAUCAGUCACCAUCGGAAUGAGAACGGCAACGAUACGGCGUCGAAACUGACUGCUCAUAUCACCAACCUUCGGUCGGAGGUCGACCAGCUACGUAGUAAUCUGGCGGCGGCUGAAAAGGAAAGCCAAGAAAAGACGCAACAGUUUGCGCAUGAAGAAAAGUGCAUUCGGGACGAGAAUAAGCGGCUGCAGCGCAAACUGCAACAAGAGGUCGAACGGCGAGAGGCACUGUCCCGGCAUCUGUCCGAAUCGGAGUCGUCACUCGAGUUCGAGGACGAGCGACUGUUCAACGAAAACGUGUCGGCCCUUGCCAGCCAACGGCCAAUCAGCCCCGGGGGUCUAACCCGUUGCAUAGCCUGCGGCCAAUUCGUCAGCCGGCGGGCCAGUGAGCGGUUCAUUAAACCUGCCAUCCCGAUCGGAUUGAACACAUCCGCACCGAACGUGCUUUCCUCACACGUGGCCGCCCCGUCCGCCGGUUGUGGCGCUCAGGGUGCUGGCGACAGUGGCCAUCUGUUUCCGUUGCUCACUGGAGCGAGUGUGAACUCGCUCAACAGCAUUGGUUCCAGCUCGAUCAACACUAGCAGUAAUAUAUCGUUCACCGGCACUAACACGGUGGUUUCGGCGUCGACGACGUCCUUUGUGCAGCCGGCCAGUCCAAUGGAUACCUCGAUGUGCAAGGAUUAAAUGUAUGUUCGUGCGGGACAACUAGGAAGGAGACAGGAACGGUUUGAUGUGGUAUGAAUCCCCACCCGUUUCUUGCUUUGCCACGGCACGAUCGAAUCCCUUUUGUCACCGGUAGGUUCUCUGCCGUCGGCUAGUUAGGGUUUGCGUGAACUUUCGAAACAAGCAAAAAAACUUUAAAAUUCUACUGUAUUUCUCUGUAAUUUCAAUACGCUAACAAUUCCUCAAAACAUCACCGAAGACACACAAACACGCAAAUUCGAUCGCACUCGUUCGUCGAUCGGGUGAUCAUUUCUUAUCAGCUUUCUCCUCACCUACCGCCACUGGCCGGCGAACAUUAUGCAGUGCAGUGCAUAAUAACAAACUGCGUUUUAUGUGUUUCACGCCUCUUCGGAAUCCCGAAGCAUGUGGCCUCCGUAAUCUAAAAGACAUUCAAAAACAACCACACGGCAAGCGCAAAACGUGCCACCGGUCUGUACACGGUUCAUUCGAUUCAUGUGUUGUCCUCUUGAACCUUACACGCGAUAGACACGUCAUUGAGCAGGAACUAUUGCUCACCGGGAUAGGUAGAAUAUUUACAGUACUGAGCCUGUUCCUCGAACGUCUUCGAAAACGUAGUCUUAUGUUUCAAUUUGUCAUAUGGGCCAACUGUAUGCCUCUUGGGAAUUUCUCCCAUUCAGCACACGUCUAUAAUAUGUCGCGAAAGAAUUGUUCUUGCAAAAACAGAAACAAAACAAGUUACUAGUAAUUGUCGUGUUUGUAUGUGAGUGAGUUUACGUUGAAAUGGGUUAUGCAAAACCGGAAAUAACGAAUUUGAUGUGUGGAUCUUAUUUUUAAGUGCGUCAAGUGUCCAAAGUCAGCACACAACGAACGAAAUACGUUCCAACGCAUCGUACUUAUUAAGGCAAGAUUAAAGACGACAAAGGCAUAACAGGGGCGAAUCGAAGGAUUUAAAAUUAUACAUACGGGGGGAUCUUUCGGGUGUUACAUUUUCCGGAGACGAUAAUGAAUGGUAAUGCAGAAGGCGCGCGCGUGUAAAUUAGUUCCGGGUUCGCGGUUCGAUGGUAAGCACGGUAGAGUUAUGUCUUUCUACUUUUUGUUUGGCUCAAAACCAUAGAAUGGUUCGUGGUAAAUGCGGAGCGCCAUAAAAAAGGUUAAAUAUAAUAGUUCGGCUAUGUAAAUGUAGCACCAAAACCCGCGAAACGCAAAUUUCAAAAUGGGCAAAAGCAUGAAAAAAAUAAAUGUAAUGAUUCCGAAGGAUGAAAAUUUGAGCACGUCGUGUGACGAGCACUCUGUUUGCUAAUCGCUAAACUAUCUUUCUCUACUCGGACUCUCUAUAUACCUUGCACACGAACACAAUAGGAAUGAUGGACUCUUAAUAAUGCUACAACUCGAGAGAAGGAAUGUCGAAUGUAAUCAUAGCAACCAGAGUAGAGUCAAUAGCUGAAAGCUUACACUACACGAGCAACAAAAAAUGAGCACAGAAAAGUGCGCAUAGUAAAACCUUUUCCGACGAUAAAACAGCUAAGACGAGUAAACAAAAUUGCUUUUUAAAUUCAAACAUGCUACAAAACAGAAAACAGUAACAAGAAAAACAUAACAGAAUGAAAUAACCAUAAACAUCAACUACCACCGGGGUAGAAUAGCUAGCAACCGUUACGUAUUCAAACCGACAUCGGGAAGAGGUUAAAUCGAAGGAAUUCAAAUAAAAUAGGUACCGGCGUUCGAACAGGAACUUGAACAGGAACAACACGCUACACGCUAUAACACAGCACAAGAAACAAUUGCAUCUUUCUCUCACUUCGAAUGUUAAACUGCAGCUGUUACUGUAAUGUUAGUUGUAUAGAUAAUCCAAUUCAUUCUGAGCUGAAUAAGAAUCGUAUCUCAAUGUUAUUUUAUCGGGGGAAAGCGGAACACAAAAUCGAAACAGCACGUUACCGAUAUGGUACGGAACUAAGUACUGAGUAAUCCGCUUUCGCAAAAACCCCAUACGACCUACGAAGCUCGGAAAGGAAGCAAGAAGAUGAAUAGAAAUUAUGUAAAAACAAGGUAAAGGGAUACUGAAUGAUGGAAACAGCAAUGGUCGUGCGUUGAAAGUUGGUACUCAUUGCGAUCCUUAGCAUAACGUGGGGCACUAUUUACAAUUAUACGCAAACUGUAAUACGCACUUUCGAUACUUGUUUCACUACCUUACUUGUAACGCUUGAAAGGAUAUAAUUUUCCGGUUUACUUUCGGCUCGUGUAGUGUUACAAUUUAUGAUGCCUUAUCAUGCUAUUAUUUUGUUUUAAUUACACCAUUAGCAUUGAAAAGCAAGUUCAGUCGCCGAUAAGCGCAAUAAUGAAGAGUGCUGCAAAUGAAUGCAAAUGAAAAGGAAGAGAGAAAAACAUACAAACCGAAUGUAACCUUGCUUACAAUAUUUAACCCGCCCAAGUGUGACAAAUGGAUCGCUCACGUUGUACUUUCUCAAAGUCUUUCUACACGUAACCACGGAACAUUGUGUUCGGCUUAUAUUUUGGCCAUAAAUGUGAUGCUUGUUUAAACCUGGACUACGAUUAGCGCUAAAUUUAUGGAAACUGUUAACGAAAUUGUUCUACGGCAGAGGAGGAGGAGGUUUUUGAGAAUCGGAUAACUGUUUGGCCAACACACGGUCGACCGGCGGGUUGAACCUGAACGAAACGAAAAGCUGCCUGGUUGAUAUCCAACAAUAUACCCGUUACCGCCGGCGAAACACCGUUCGCGUUCCUGCACAUUUUUCACAGGAAGUCACAGGAAGGAAAACGCCUACGGGUCGAUCGCCACGUACUGCGGCAAGAGUUUAGCUUGAGUUUCUUUACACAAGACACACACUUUAAAAGCCAGAGCCAGACAGGGAUCCGGACGUGUUGGGAAUGUUUUGUACUACAUAUUACUAGACACGACAGCUUACUGUGUAAUCAUUCUUAUCAGUACGAAUACUAUAUUAUUGUAUGAUUAUUACAUUUUUUGCGAUAUUUUAAAAAUGCAAGAAGAUGGAAAA